Messenger RNA from Fusarium keratoplasticum, 3783 nucleotides. RefSeq lists its product as uncharacterized. Bases 1 to 3783 code for a protein of 1260 amino acids. Lineage: Eukaryota; Fungi; Ascomycota; Sordariomycetes; Hypocreales; Nectriaceae. Gene Ontology annotation, molecular function: ATP hydrolysis activity; ABC-type transporter activity; ATP binding. Gene Ontology annotation, biological process: transmembrane transport. The record is from RefSeq and is a predicted model, not a curated record. Gene Ontology annotation, cellular component: membrane. The transcript has 11 exons.
AUGGCAGCCAAAGACGCGGGCCAGAAGGCUCGCGACCCUGAAAAGACUUCGGCUCUCAAGUCCUUUAUCCGAGUCUUUCGAUAUGGAACCCCUCAGCUCUACCUCCUCGAGGUGAUUGGCGUAAUCGGCGCCAUCGCCUCAGGAGUCGCAUUAGCCAUGGUUAAUGUGGUCAUUGGAGAGUUCAUCACUCUUCUCAACGACUUUACCACCUCUGGCACUGUCCCCAAGGGUUUCAUGGCGGCUGUGGAAAAGACUGCUCUGUACUUCGUCUACAUCGGCAUCGUUCGACUCUUCUCGACCUACGUAUACGCUUCCCUCUUUACCUACGUCGCAUACCACCUUACUCGAAAUAUCCGUCGAUCCUAUCUCAAGGCCGCCUUCAGUCAAGAGAUCGCCUACUUCGACCAAGGCGUCGCCGGUUCCAUCGCGAUGCAGGCAACCUCCAACGGGAAGCUGAUCCAGUCGGGUAUCGCAGAGAAGCUUGGAAUCGUUAUCCAGUCCAUCUCCACCUUUGUCGCCGCCUUUGUCAUCGCCUUCAUCAGCCAGUGGAAGCUUACACUCAUUUUGAUCUGCAUUGUGCCCGCCCUGGUCAUCAUUGUCGGCACCUUGUCGGUCCCUGACGCUCAGAUCGAGACCAAGAUCCUGAAGAUCCAAGCGCAAGCUGGAGGCUACGCCGAGAGUAUUUUCGGGGGCAUCCGCACCAUCCAUGCCUUUAGCCUCCGAUCAAGAGUCGUUGCCAAGUUUGACAUCUUCUUGCAGGACGUCUUCCGCGAGGGAAAGAAGAAGAAUCUACUCUACGGACUCAUGUUUGGUGGCGAGUACUUUGUCGUCUACAGCGGCAUGGGCUUGGCUUUUUGGCAGGGUAUUGCCAUGAUUGCCCGUGGCGAGGUCUCUGACAUUGGCAAGGUCUUUACGGUCUUGAUGUCCGUCAUCAUUGCCGCCAGCACCAUCAGCAUGAUUGCUCCUCACUUCGUGGCAUUUGGACGCGCAGCAUCAGCAGCCACUGAGCUGUUCGUCUUGAUUGACCGCGAGUCCGAGAUUAACCCUUUCGAUGAGUCUGGAGAGAAGCCCCAGAACCCGCAUGGUGUCAUUGCUCUCCAAGGAAUUGGCUUCAGCUAUCCCAGCCGCCCUGAUGUCAAGGUCUUGGAAGACUUCAGUCUCAACGUUCCAGCCGGAAAGGUCACGGCCCUCGUCGGCCCAAGUGGUUCAGGCAAAAGCACCAUCAUUGGCUUGCUCGAGCGUUGGUACAACCCAGCCUCUGGCGCUAUCACGCUCGAUGGCACAGACAUCAAGAAGCUCAAUCUGUCUUGGCUACGUACCAAUGUUCGCCUUGUUCAACAGGAACCCGUUCUCUUCAAUGGCAGUGUCUUUGAAAACAUUGCCAAUGGUCUAGUCGGAACCCCUUGGCAAUUUGCUUCCCGCGACGAACAGAUGAAUCGGGUGGAACACGCGGCCAAGAUCGCCUUUGCCCAUGACUUCGUCAUGUCUCUCCCUCAAGGCUACGACACGCGCAUCGGUGAGAGAGGCGGUCUUCUCUCGGGUGGCCAAAAGCAACGAGUUGCCAUUGCCCGGAGCGUCAUCUCGGAACCCAAGAUCUUGUUGCUCGACGAGGCUACCAGCGCUCUUGAUCCUCACUCAGAAACCAUCGUUCAGCAGGCGCUAGACAGUGCUUCCAAGAACCGCACAACCAUCGUCAUUGCGCACAAGCUGGCAACCAUUCGCAACGCUGACAACAUCGUCGUCAUGUCCAAGGGCAAGAUUGUCGAGCAGGGCCGUCACGGUGACCUCGUGGCCCUCAACAACGUCUAUGCCAAGCUCGUCAUGGCGCAGGACCUUUCUCCCUCUGGAAACGGACAAGACAGUGACCAGUCAUCGGACGAAGAAACGACAAGGGGCAACGACAUCGAGCCGGUUCAGUCUCUGGCAAAGCUCAAGACGGUAGAAGCUCAGCACCUGGCAUCACUCAAGGACCGGGAAGAUCACGAGCUGUACAACAAGACGGGCCUAAUCCACAGCAUCGCGAGGCUCAUUAUGGCCACUCCCAACUUGUGGAACUGGUACCUGUUGAUCUUGGUCACCUGCACUGCCGGAGCUGCUGUUUUCCCUGGACAAGCAGUUCUGCUAGGAAAGGUCAUGACCGUCUUUUCCAGUCCGAACAUGGUCUCUCGCGGCAACUUUUUCUCCCUCAUGUUGUUCGUCCUGGCUAUCGGAUCCCUCUUUGUAUACUUUAUUCUCGGGUGGGCAACCAACGUGAUUGCACAGACCUUGAACAUCAAGCUUCGAAAGGAGAUUUUCGACCUCACCCUUCGGCAGGACCUGAGAUUCUUUGACCGACCAGAGAAUACCGUUGGUGCACUCAUCAGCCGUCUGGAUUCCUACCCCCAGGCCGUCCUCGAGCUCAUGGGCUUCAACGUGGCGCUUGUUCUUCUAUCAGCCAUAAAUGUCCUCGCUUCUAGUGUUCUAGCCUUGGUGGUCUCGUGGAAGCUCGGCCUGGUCGGGGUGUUUGCCGGCAUCCCUCCCAUGCUGCUGGCUGGCUACGCGCGAAUUCGGCUAGAGACAAAGAUGGACACGGAUAUGGGCAAGAGAUUUUCUGCCAGUUCCUCGGUGGCCUCUGAGACUGUCACGGCGAUCCGAACCGUCUCUUCCCUUGCCAUUGAGGACACUGUCUUGACAAAGUACACCAACGAGCUGGACCAGGCCAUCAGUCAAACGGCGCCUUCAAUGUUUCACAUGAUGAUUUGGUUUUCCAUGACUCAAGCUGUUGAGUACUUUAUUCUGGCCCUCGGUUUCUGGUGGGGAUCCAAGCUCGUCCACGACGGAGAGAUUUCCUUCUAUCAGCUCAUGGUCUCCUUCAUGGGUGUCUUUUUCUCAGGUCAGGCAGCGGGACAAUUGUUUAGUUUUGCGAGCAGCUUCACCAAAGCCAACCAAGCGACAAACUACUAUUUCUGGCUCAAGGAGCUGGAGCCAACGAUCCGUGAGACUGAAGAGAACAAGGAAAAGGGGCCUGCAAAUGGUUGCAGGUCCUAUGACUUUGAUGAUGUGCAGUUCUCUUAUCCGCUGGCUCCGGAUAACCGCGUUCUCAAGGGUGUUUCCCUCAAGAUUAAUCGCGGUGAAUUUGUGGCCUUUGUCGGCGCCUCAGGCUGUGGCAAGAGCACCAUGAUCUCUCUCCUUCAGCGAUUCUACGAUCCAACCAGUGGAACCAUCACCAUCGACUCGGCAGCUCCUUUGUCAUCCAUCAACCCUCUGACAUACCGCAACCACGUCGCUCUUGUUCAACAAGAGCCUACCCUCUUCCCCGGAACCAUCCGUGAAAACGUCUCUCAAGGAAUGGAUGUCGACGUUGACGAGACAGUUCCCGACGCUGUCAUUGAAGAAGCUUGCCGAGCCGCCAACGCAUGGGACUUUGUUUCUUCGCUGCCUGAAGGUCUCGGUACACCAUGUGGCUCAAGCGGAAGUCAACUCUCUGGUGGACAACGUCAACGCAUCGCCAUCGCACGUGCUCUGGUCCGCAAGCCCAACGUCAUCCUCCUCGACGAGGCCACGAGCGCAUUGGAUACCGAGUCUGAGCGCAUCGUUCAGGCAGCUUUGAUGGAAGCAGCCUCUACCGGUGAUAGAAUCACUAUUGCCGUUGCUCACCGACUGUCGACUGUCAGAGAGGCUAACCGCAUCUUUGUCUUCUACGGUGGUAGGAUCAUCGAGGCUGGAACGCAUAACGAACUGAUUGAGCAGGGCGGCAUGUAUUCCAAGAUGUGUGAAGCUCAGAAGUUAGACCGCGGAGUCUAA